Messenger RNA from Neltuma alba, 963 nucleotides. RefSeq lists its product as uncharacterized. The transcript has a single exon. The record is from RefSeq and is a predicted model, not a curated record. NCBI's taxonomy places the organism in Eukaryota, Viridiplantae, Streptophyta, Magnoliopsida, Fabales, Fabaceae. Bases 1 to 963 code for a protein of 320 amino acids.
AUGAAUUUAUCAAAGUGGGCAAAUUUGUUGAUGUCAAAAGGGCAAACCUCUGUUAGUGCUGAACAUUUUAGAGAGGCAUUAUAUAAGUAUAGCCUUACACACAACUUUGGUUACCGGUAUGUAAAGAAUAAUAGGCAUAAGAUGAUUGUGAAGUGCUGUGUAGAUGGUUGUCCCUGGGAAAUUUCAGCAUAUGGUGUAGAUGAGAAGAAUGGAUUCCUAGUUGUGAGAAGAUUUAAUAGUGAACACUUGCAUUAUGCACAAGACAACUUAGUUGUCCCUCAGAGAAAGAGGUGGAAACUUGCUUCAGUAGUCAUAAUGGAUGAGUUGAUUUCUUGCAUGCACAAAGCUCCAAAUGACAUUAGACGGGAUUUGGAAAGAGAGUAUGGAUUGAGCCUCAACUACCAACAAGCAUAUAGGGCGAAAGAGAAAGCAUUGGCAAAAAUUCAUGGUUGUCCGCAGGAGUCUUAUAUGCUAAUCCCUUGGAUAUGUGAAAGGCUAAAAGAAAGUGAUCCAGAAACGGUAGCAAAGUGGGUUGCAUCAUCAGAUAAUAGAUUUCAAGCCGUAUUUCUUGCAUAUGGUUGCUGUGUAGAAGGGUUUUUGAAAGGUGGUAGACCUAUAUUAUAUGUAGAUAGAUGCCACUUGAGUAGUCCGUACAAAGGUACGUUAUUGAGAGCACAAGUGUAUGACAUGGAUAAUGAAUUAUUCCCACUUGCAUAUGUGAUUAUUGGAGGUGAGACGCUUGAUGAUUGUGCAUGGUUUCUUGGUAACAUAAAGGAUAUUACGGGAUCAUUAGAAGUGACAAUAGUAUCAGAUAGACACAACUCAAUAAAAGGUGCAGUGCAAGCCGUGUUUAGAAGAGAUCGACAUGCUUUUUGCUACCCUUAUGUGAAGGAGAAUUACAGUGCUAAGUUCUUAAAGAUAACCAGGGGAAAGAGGAGGACCAGACAAAGGAAGUUGCACUAA